UCAUACUAUUCUCCUUGACAGAUGCUACACGCAGUACAAGAGACGCAAUCAAUUAUUCAUCCUCGAUUAACAUAUUUCUAUCAGUUAAAGUAAAAGUCAAGUGAAACUUGUUUAGAUAAACGGGGAAAGCAGUCUUAAUACGGCCGCCCGCCCCCCUCGUUUCCUUCAGCGUCUGACAAAGCGAUCGUCAGCCUUCGGGCGGCAGGCUCACCAGGUUCAUCCAGAGACUUCCAGCCGCUAUCAGUGCGUCCGCGUCUGUCAGGCCCUGCUGUUGACUGCAGAGGAAUUUUCACCUCUGGAUCCGACUUCAAAUAUAAACGAUAAUGCCCACAAUAAAAUUACAGAGCUCCGAUGGGGAAAUCUUCGAGGUGGAUGUUGAGAUAGCCAAACAGUCUGUCACCAUCAAGACCAUGUUGGAAGAUUUGGGAAUGGACGAUGAAGGAGAUGACGACCCAGUUCCCCUUCCUAAUGUGAACGCUGCUAUCCUUAAGAAGGUGAUUCAGUGGUGCACUCAUCACAAAGAUGACCCUCCACCUCCAGAGGAUGACGAGAACAAAGAGAAGAGGACAGAUGACAUUCCUGUAUGGGACCAGGAGUUCCUCAAAGUGGACCAAGGCACCUUGUUUGAACUCAUUCUGGCCGCCAACUAUUUGGACAUCAAAGGCCUGUUAGACGUCACCUGCAAGACGGUGGCCAACAUGAUCAAAGGCAAAACCCCAGAGGAGAUCAGGAAGACUUUUAACAUCAAAAAUGAUUUCACAGAGGAGGAGGAAGCCCAGGUACGCAAAGAGAACCAGUGGUGUGAAGAGAAGUAAAGGGGGAGAACAUCCUACAAACACUACCACACUGAAUAGGAAUUGUCCCUGCUAACUGGUUGCACUGGCGUUGUUCAUAGCUGUCAAUAGUUGCAUUUAGUAUAUUUAGAGCCACAUACCCACUUCCCACAGUUUCUGUAUACUGAUAGCAUGACAAUUUUAACUUGCCUGUGUGUUAUUAAUUUAAAUAAAUAAGAAAAAAAAAAAGCUCUUUUCUUUUUCCACGCAUUGUGUAUUCACAUAAAAACGGUAGUUCUGGUUUCUGGUUUCACGGCUUUGUACCCCUAAAGAUUAGAAGACAGUCCUUUCAUAUUUUCCCAAUUAUUAACUGCAAUGGUUGUCUUUUUUACUGGACAUGUUUGUUCUUUUAGGUUUAAUUGAUUGAAUAAAAUGGCUUUUUUGACAAUGGAAAUGGUGAAUAUUUUACUUUUGCUCUGUAAAUGCAUAUGUUACGUGAAGCAAUGUUAAGAGAGGAUGGGCUGUUUCAAGAAAAGGAAAAAAAAAGUGAAGUUUGAGGUGGAAAGAUGUUUUUUUUGCAUCAUGUCCUUUUGGACUCGAAGUACUUGUGCGUUGUCACACAGCAUCGGAUAUCUCACUCCUAAAAUCCCGUUUUAUUGAAUUGGAAGCUUCUUUUUUUUGUCAGAUGAGCUCUGAUGCUGGCUUUUGGGAUGUUCAAACAUAUAUUGAAGGAGUAAAUAAAAUGUAUAAAAAGGG
Molecule: messenger RNA, 1529 nt
Organism: Larimichthys crocea (large yellow croaker)
Lineage: Eukaryota; Metazoa; Chordata; Actinopteri; Sciaenidae
Gene: skp1
Product: S-phase kinase-associated protein 1
Exons: 6
Coding region: 324-815 (163 amino acids)
Biological process (GO): ubiquitin-dependent protein catabolic process
Source: RefSeq, a predicted model, not a curated record